GGGAGCUGAAAAAUGAGGCUCGGAUCCCCAGCUGCAAGUCCAUCGAAUAGAAAAAUCUGGGAGGGAGCGAGGGGUUGGGCUCCAUCUCACAAAAGAAAAGCCACGGGAAUCUGCAGCCACACACUGACUUUCUCUGAGAGCAAGCAGGUGGAGAGGAAAGCAAAGUGAGGAAUGUCUGAUUUGAAGCGAGAAAUGUUGGAUAUCUGAAGCACAGAUGGUGAAUGGAACCUCCUGGCUGCUAGAAAUACAACAUCUAAUGGAUUGUUACGGAUCAGUUUUAGGAGGGUUGUAGGAAUUUAUACGCUUUGUAACGUACGUACCGAUUUUCUUUUCAAUUGUUAGAGAGCGUGUCUUAAUUAACGCUUAACGAGGUCUCGACACCUCUCGGUGCAGUCGACUUUGCUCACGCCGGAUGCUUGGUUGGGUGAGUGAUGGCUUGAAUUUGAGUUAGAAAUCCUUCUCGAGACCCGACUCCGUGGAGAACUUAUGAACCUGUCGAACGAUGGUGACGCUCACAGCGACCCAAGAGCCUGUAAAUCAAAGGUCCAAAUCCCAGCAGGGGUAUUUUCCAAGAAAAUCCAGCCUCAUGAAGAUUACAUUGGCGUUUGUGUUCAGGACCAAGGUCCACGGGCUGAGGUACGUUUUUUCUCCAGACAAAUCCAAACCUCAGCGUUUCUUCUGGCUCUUAGCCAUCUGCGUCUGCUUGGCACUUUUCUUCGUCUGGUCCUGGAAUCGCUUGUUCUACCUUCUGUCUUUCCCAGCCGUCACGAAGAUUUACAUGGUGUGGGCGACCAACAUGACUUUUCCUGCCGUCACGCUGUGCAACCAGAACGUCUUCCGCGUGUCUAGUCUCACCAAAGCAGACCUGUACCACAGCGGGUACUGGAUGGACAUUAUGCACGCCAACCAUUCUCUGAACAGGCAGAGUGUGGCCAUGCUGAAGCACAGCCGCCACAGAGACAGGCUGAUGAGGUUGCUGGACUUCUCCGACUAUGUCCCGCCACCCCGCUUCCACCUCAACACCACUGAGAUGAUUGGUAGACUGAGCCACCAGAUAGAGGACAUGCUUUUGGAGUGCAGGUUCAAAGGAGAAAGCUGCACGCAUAAAAACUUUACUCCAGUAUGUAUAUCAUCACAUACAUCCUCUUGUGGUAACGUAACAGUUAUUUUUCUAUGCCUUAGAAAUCAUGGCAGGAAACUACAAAGUGUCAGAAAAGUUACAUCAUAUCCUCUGAUUAGGGUUAGGGUUAGGGUUAGGGUUACGGUUAGACAGGAAGCCCAGACAGGAAGACGCAGCCAGUUAGUUUGUCAUAAACAUUAGCCGUAUGUCUACUGGAAUUCUUUAGCGGUUGCAUGUUACAUACAUUACCAUGUCGUAAGUAAGAAUAAUGUAGCAACGCCACGAUCGACCUGAAGAUUCUGAACAAUCCGAAUAAAGUUUAAAGUUUUUUCGAAAAUGUACUAAUAAAAAUAAAUAAAUAAAUAAAUAAUCGACACCUUCUGAUCCAAUCAGAUUUGAGAAAUCGACGGGGCA
Molecule: messenger RNA, 1534 nt
Organism: Tachysurus fulvidraco (yellow catfish)
Lineage: Eukaryota; Metazoa; Chordata; Actinopteri; Siluriformes; Bagridae
Product: acid-sensing ion channel 1C-like
Exons: 1
Coding region: 503-1321 (272 amino acids)
Biological process (GO): sodium ion transmembrane transport
Cellular component (GO): membrane
Source: RefSeq, a predicted model, not a curated record